AUGACUUCAGUUGCAAAGGUGUACUACAGUCAGACCACUCAGACAGAGAACCAGGCCCUGAUGGGCCCGGGGCUGCGCCGCCGGCGGGUACUGACCAAGGAUGGCCGCAGCAACAUCCGCAUGGAACACAUCGCUGACAAGCGCUUCCUCUACCUCAAGGACCUAUGGACCACCUUCAUUGACAUGCAGUGGCGCUACAAGCUGUUAUUAUUCUCUGCCACCUUUGCAGGCACCUGGUUUCUGUUUGGUGUAGUGUGGUACCUGGUGGCUGUGGCCCACGGAGACCUCCUGGAGCUAGGGCCUCCUGCUAACCACACACCCUGUGUGGUGCAGGUACACACGCUGACAGGUGCCUUCCUCUUCUCCCUCGAGUCACAGACCACCAUUGGUUACGGGUUCCGCUAUAUUAGUGAAGAGUGUCCACUGGCCAUUGUCCUCCUCAUUGCCCAGCUGGUGCUCACCACCAUCCUGGAGAUCUUUAUCACAGGCACUUUCCUGGCUAAAAUUGCCCGGCCCAAGAAGAGGGCUGAGACCAUCCGCUUCAGCCAGCAUGCUGUGGUGGCCACCCAUGAUGGCAAACCCUGCCUCAUGAUCCGUGUUGCCAACAUGCGCAAAAGCCUCCUCAUUGGCUGCCAGGUGACAGGUAAGCUGCUCCAGACCCAUUUAACCAAGGAGGGGGAGAGCAUCCGGCUCAAUCAAGUCAAUGUGGCCUUCCAGGUGGACACAGCCUCUGACAGCCCAUUCCUCAUCCUACCCCUUACUUUCUACCAUGUGGUAGAUGAAUCCAGCCCUCUGCGUGACCUGCCCCUGCGAAGUGGUGAGGGGGACUUUGAGUUGGUUCUGAUCCUCAGUGGGACAGUGGAAUCUACCAGUGCCACCUGCCAAGUGCGUACAUCCUACUUGCCAGAGGAGAUCCUCUGGGGCUAUGAAUUCACACCUGCCAUCUCACUCUCAGCUAGUGGCAAGUAUGUGGCUGACUUCAGCCUCUUUGACCAGGUGGUGAAAGUGAGCCCUCCUGGCUGCCUCCGAGAUACCACUGUCCGUUAUGGGGACCCUGAAAAGCUCAAGCUAGAGGAGUCAUUCCGGGAACAGGAAGGGAAGGAGGGCAGCGCCCUCAGUGUACGAAUCAGCAACGUCUGA
This is a messenger RNA of Vombatus ursinus (common wombat), 1140 nucleotides long. It is a transcript of the gene KCNJ10, whose product is annotated as potassium voltage-gated channel subfamily J member 10. The record is from RefSeq and is a predicted model, not a curated record. Gene Ontology annotation, biological process: potassium ion import across plasma membrane; regulation of monoatomic ion transmembrane transport. Gene Ontology annotation, molecular function: inward rectifier potassium channel activity. Bases 1 to 1140 code for a protein of 379 amino acids. The transcript has a single exon. Gene Ontology annotation, cellular component: plasma membrane. Lineage: Eukaryota; Metazoa; Chordata; Mammalia; Diprotodontia; Vombatidae.